CGCCGCUUAGCGCCGCUAUAUCUCACUCUCAGGGAAAAAAAAAUCCUCAGAGAAGCAAAACAAGUCUUCAAUUGUUAAACCCUAAACCUACAAAAUAAAAACCUUUUUUGUUUGGUGCUCUCAUCUUGGUUCUACGCCGCGUUAGGUCCCGUUUCUAAACAAUGAUAACUGCAGUGUCAUGGAUACCAAAAGGGAAUCUAAAAGCUGUUCCUGAUGUAGCUGAGCCUCCUUCAAAGGAAGAACUCAAAGAGCUUAUUGAGAGUGGAGCUUUUGCUAGAAGCGUGGACGGUAGUAACGAGGAUGAUGAAGAGAUUGAAGAGGAUGGAGAAGAGAUUAGUGAAGUUGAUCAUGCCAAGGCUGUAGCUGAAGCUUUUGGUAAAACUUCUAACAGCAAGAUUGCUUCUUCAUCGAUGGAGGUUGAUGAGGUAGCUGAAGGAUUGAAAGAACUUGACAUGGAUAAUUAUGAUGAAGAGGAUGAUGGAAUUGAACUUUUCAGUUCUGGAAUUGGGGAUCUUUAUUAUCCAAGUAAUGAGAUGGAUCCAUAUCUGAAGGAUGUUGAAGAUGAGGAUGAUGAAGAGGAUAUUGAUGACACGACAAUCAAGCCAACCGAUUCAGUCAUUAUCUGCGCUAGGAAUGAAGAUGAAGUCAGCCAUCUAGAGGUUUAUGUAUACGAGGAAUCAUCUGGCUCACCAAACAUGUAUGUUCAUCAUCACAUAAUUAUACCGGAGUUUCCAUUAUGUACUGCAUGGAUUGAUUGUCCUCUUAAAGGCGGGGAGAAAGGGAAUUUUGUAGCUAUUGGUUCAAAAGAAUCACCGACAAUCGAGAUAUGGGACCUUGACGUUAGAGACGAGGUGCUACCUUGUAUACAAUUAGGAGGAAAAGAGGAGAUGUUAGUGACUAAGAAAAAGAAGAAUAAGAAAGAUAAGAGUAAGAAAGACAGCAAGAUUGCUUCUUCAUCGAUGGAGGUUGAUGAGGUAGCUGAAGGAUUGAAAGAACUUGACAUGGAUAAUUAUGAUGAAGAGGAUGAUGGAAUUGAACUUUUCAGUUCUGGAAUUGGGGAUCUUUAUUAUCCAAGUAAUGAGAUGGAUCCAUAUCUGAAGGAUGUUGAAGAUGAGGAUGAUGAAGAGGAUAUUGAUGACACGACAAUCAAGCCAACCGAUUCAGUCAUUAUCUGCGCUAGGAAUGAAGAUGAAGUCAGCCAUCUAGAGGUUUAUGUAUACGAGGAAUCAUCUGGCUCACCAAACAUGUAUGUUCAUCAUCACAUAAUUAUACCGGAGUUUCCAUUAUGUACUGCAUGGAUUGAUUGUCCUCUUAAAGGCGGGGAGAAAGGGAAUUUUGUAGCUAUUGGUUCAAAAGAAUCACCGACAAUCGAGAUAUGGGACCUUGACGUUAGAGACGAGGUGCUACCUUGUAUACAAUUAGGAGGAAAAGAGGAGAUGUUAGUGACUAAGAAAAAGAAGAAUAAGAAAGAUAAGAGUAAGAAAGAGAAGAGUAAGAAACAGAAAUACAAAGAAGGUAGCCAUACUGAUUCAGUACUUGGUCUUGCUUGGAAUAAGGAGUUUAGGAACAUACUUGCUAGUGCUAGUGCCGACAAAAAAGUUAAGGUCUGGGAUGUGGCUACUGGAGUAUGUAAGAUUACGAUGGAGCAUCACACAAAGGAGGUUCAAGCUGUUGCUUGGAACCAUUAUGCUCCGGAAGUGCUUCUCAGUGGGUCGUUUGAUCAAACUGUUGUCUUGAAAGACGGAAGACAGCCUUCACACUCGGGUUUCAAAUGGUCUGUCAUGUCUGAUGUCGAAAGCUUAGCCUGGGAUCCUCAUAGUGAACACUCCUUUGUGGCAAGUCUUGAAGAUGGAACCGUGAAAGGUUUUGAUAUACGUACCGCGCAGUCAGGUUCAGAUUCUGAUUUAAAACCAAGUUUCACUAUCCAAGCACAUGACCAAGACAAAGGAGUCUCCUCCAUCUCAUACAACGUUUCUGCACCCAAUCUUUUGGCUACGGGGUCUAUGGAUAAAACGGUAAAGCUUUGGGAUCUUUCAAACAAUCAACCUUCGUGCAUUGCUUUACACAAACCAAAAGCUGGAGCUGUGUUUUCCAUUUCCUUUGCGGUGGACAACCCUUUCUUGCUUGCUAUUGGUGGCUCAAAGGGAGAGCUACAUGUUUGGGAUACACUAUUGGACGCUGAUGUCUCUCGCAAAUAUGGAAGCAAGCGGUCUUGAAAAGACCCGCAGGGAUCACUUGUUUCUUUGAAGCCCGUGAUGGUCGUUGGAUUCGACCACUGAUACCAAAUUUUGCAGUUUCUUUUCUUCUUUUUCUUUAGGUUUGUUUUUAGCUCCUAUGAUUAUGGUAAUCGUGUGAGGGUGUGAGUGUGACUUUAUAAGCCUUUUUUCAACUCAUCAAGAAUCUCUUGAGUUAUAUACGUUCACAUAUAUGUAUCUCUUGAGUUGUGCUUUAAACAGAAGAAUUCUAAUUUGUCAAAUUAUAUUCAACU
Molecule: messenger RNA, 2488 nt
Organism: Camelina sativa (false flax)
Lineage: Eukaryota; Viridiplantae; Streptophyta; Magnoliopsida; Brassicales; Brassicaceae
Biological process (GO): rRNA processing
Cellular component (GO): nucleus
Molecular function (GO): protein binding
Source: RefSeq, a predicted model, not a curated record